Molecule: messenger RNA, 3383 nt
Organism: Calliphora vicina (urban bluebottle blowfly)
Lineage: Eukaryota; Metazoa; Arthropoda; Insecta; Diptera; Calliphoridae
Exons: 6
Coding region: 186-3230 (1014 amino acids)
Biological process (GO): DNA damage response; cell population proliferation; positive regulation of protein phosphorylation
Cellular component (GO): nucleus
Molecular function (GO): protein binding
Source: RefSeq, a predicted model, not a curated record
UAAAAAUACAACAAUAAUUGUUCCCACAAGCGGUCGGUCGUCUUCUAAAAUCGAAAGCCUAGAAGAAAAGUCUGUAAAUUUUUAAACUAAUUUCAUCAUUUCUAUAAUAAUAAAACUAAAAAAAUACACAAAAUUCAUGUUAAAUAGCGGGCUAGAGAGUGAUUUUCCCAUAAAUUUGUUAAAAAAUGGAGCAACAGCAGCAAAUAAUCGAACGUUUACAACGCAUAUUUGAAACUUUUCUUCAACAAGAUUUCGCCACCACCAGCAAUGUUUACUUUGAAAAGCUUAUAACACAUUUAGCGGAUAAAGAAAAUCUAUAUGUUUUACAAGCGCCCUUUGCCAUGGACUGGGUCGACAAGUGUAUCACGCUGCUGAAUGAGGAUUUUACAAAAGUUAAUCCAAAAGUCACAUCAUUUAUGUUGAAUUUCUGUAGUCUUUUGAUGCAAAAUGAAUGGAUUUUGAUAACAUUAAAAGAACGAAAUAUCAUGGAUCGCGCCCUUGUCAUUAUCGAUGGCAAUCGACAUCGCUUUAGUCCCUCCAUUAAACUCGGCUUUAUACGGCUUUUAGCCGCCGUCUCACGUUACAGUUUGGGCUUGGCCUACAUACGCCUCAAACAAUGCUGGCAUUUUCUGAUCGAACUUUGCAAUCGCGAUCACACCAUGUAUGUGGUUAGGGAGGCACGCCAGCUACUCUACGAACUGUUGUAUAAAUUCUCUGUCAAAGCUAAAGAUGAGAAAAUCGUACUGGAAAUGCUUAGCGAAAUUAUAGAACCCAUCAAGGAAAAUGUCUAUAAAGAGGAAAAUGAUAAAAUAAUGAUCAAUGUGGAUGACAGUGAAUUGCAGCAUAGAUUAUCCUCCAGUCUGGAUCUGUUGUCGUAUAUAUUCGAACAAACAUUGGAGUCGGAGGAGAAGACAAAUAUAACCCAUUUGUGCCGCAACUAUCACAAUUUAGAGUUGACCAUAUGGAAAUUAAUUGAAAUGACCCAGAAUCGUUUCUUUUUGUAUAAAAUUCUACACACCUUGGCCAGUUUCAAUUAUGCCGUAUUGGUGCAGGACCAAUGGGACAAAGGCCAAAUAGCUCCCGAGAAAUUUACCCGCUUUGGUUUGAAUUUCUUUAAUAGCAUGAAAUUUUGUGUGCAACGUUCGGAAAUAUUGAAUCUUAUCAAAUUGGCCGAACUAAAUCACAUGCUGUGGAAGAAAUUGGGUACAAGGGCACCGCCCGAAAUAUUGAUUGAAACGGAAUUGGUGAAAUUUGAAAAUCAAUUGAUUACAUUUCAUUUACUGCCCGUAUUGGUUAUAUUACGCAGUCGUGAGCGUGAGGAGGAAUUGUUUGAUAAUUAUCUAAUGAAAAUAUUUGAGGUAUCGUGUGAGCACACCCUGCGCAUCUGCUAUUCAUUUCGUGAUAUUAUUUUGCCCUCGGAGGGCACCUCAUUGGCGGCCAUAGCAGAUUUGGCCUACAAAUCCAUACAUGGCAUAUUGUCCAUGCAAAAUAUAUUGGAACGUGAGCAGGCUGUGUUGGUUUUUCAGGCGAUUAUUUAUGCUUUGAAAGAGUUUAUUGCCAAUACGAAUACCUUGGAGAAGGGCAAUGGUUGUAUGGAAGGCCGUGUGGUGCCUAUAUGGUGUAAAAUUUGGAUGGGUGCUGAAUUUAUAGUGGCCAUUCCAAAUGUUUUAUAUGCCUGCCUUAUUGGUUUGCAGACUCUAAUCAAACGUUAUCGUAUAUCGUGGAAGGAAAGCAUAGAGAGCACUUGUGUGGUGAAUACGGUGGCGGUUAUUUUGGAGAAUCCCAAUCUGACCGAAGGGUUGGCUGUACAAGCUUUAAAGUUGGUGCAGCUCUCCAUAGAACAUUUUCUUUCGCCCAAUAUGGCUCUAUUGGUGGACAAUUUGCAAGGUUCGGGUUUGGUUUGUUUGGGCCCAAUAAUUGUGAAACGUUUUCAUGACAUUGCCUGGGAGGUACGAGAUAGUACCCUAGAAUUAACCACCUCCAUAGCGAAUAUAUCAAGAGUUAAAUUUCCCGCUUUUCAACAAUUUUUGCAUGACUAUAAAAUGUGUCCCAUUGUCAUGCAAAUGGCCAAAAAUGAUCAAGAACCUUAUGUAAGAGCCUCUGCCUUAAAGUGUCUAUCCAAAAUGGUGAUGAUUAACAUAAUAUGGGACAAUGAUUUAAAUAAUCAAGACUUAAUAGAUCAUUUAUUCUUUGUCCUGUUCAAUGAAAGCGAGGGCAUAGUGCGCAAAGAGGCCAUGAAAACAUUGGCUACCAUAUACGAACAACGCCGAAUACCCACACGUUAUGUGGAUAUACUUUAUUCCACUUUGGCUCAUUGUGUUGUAUCCGAUCUACAUUGGGAGGUUAAAUUGGAAGCUUUGCAUUUUUGGGAAUUGGAAUUUAAGAAACAAUUUACCAAUCAAGGCAUGAUUGAUGGCACAUUUCCCACGGUGACAUUCUCCAAAGAAUACAAAAAGAUUGUUACACUGACGGAAAAGGAAAUCAAUUUGAGGAUAUUAAAGGUUUUCAAAGAACUAUCACAGCGUGGCUGUUUGGGUGUUAUAUUGAAAUGUUUGCAGGAGGAAUGUGAUGUGGAAGUAAUAAAGACGGCUGUGUGUAUGGUUCAUUGUUUGUUGGAGAAAUUGAAAAAGUAUAAUUUUGAAUCUUUAGUAGAGAAUAUGGAUAAAAAUUCUUCACCCAGCAGUAGUAAUAGCAGUGGUAGUACAGCGCCCAGUACACCACUCUCAAGUCCCUCCUCACCCCUGGUGGAUAAAGCCGAGGACUUGAGUAAUAUUUUAAUAUUUAAUAAAACAGAACUUCCCCCCUCCCCGGUUAACAUUAAUGCUAAUAAUGCUCCUCUUACAGUGGCUGAGCAUGCCCAGUCAGAUGAAGUUAUUGAAUCUAUAUUAGCUUCGCAAGAUAUUAAUCUAUUGGUGGCCUCCUAUGAAUCACAAAUGCAAUUAAAUAAUGGCAACAAUAACACAUCCGACACCACCACCGCCACCACUACUGCUAACACAAUACCAACCAGCGCUCAAUUAAAACCCAGCAUUGAUGCUGACUUGUAUAAGGCCUAUACAGCGGUGGGCGUUAAGGAAUUUAUGCAGACUAUUAAGAGUAUAGACUUGGAGCAGUUGUUGAAGAAUCACAAUGAUUGGUUUUUAGGUUCGGAAAGUUUUAUUUCACUUUUGGAUGACAUCAUCUUUUCGAUGAAACAAGAAGAUGAAUCUUUAUUUGCGGAUUGUUAUUAGGCAUACAAAUUUAGCUAUACACACAUAAUUGUUUUUGUUUCUUUUAAUUUUUUUAACACAAUUUUUUUUUUAAUAAAUAUUGUAAUAUAAUUUUACAUAAAAUUAAGUAAAUAAAAAAAAGUAACAUUACUUGUGAAUUAAUUUUUCAUUUAA